AAACCUUCCGACCCGGACGUUGUUUUGAGUAGCAGUUAGCAAACACAUUUUCUCGCUGAAUGAACUGAAACCGAUUUUCUGGGUUUAAAGUUGAGUUUAAAGGUUGUGUUGCGGCUGCAGUCAUGGCUCACAUCACCAUCAACCAGUACCUGCAGCAGGUGUACGAGGCCAUAGACAACCACGAGGGCUCGUUCUGCGCCGAGCUGCUGUCCUUCAAACACCCGCAUGUCGCCAACCCCCGGCUGCAGCUCGCCAGUCCAGAGGAAAAGUGUCAGCAGCUUCUGGAGCCGCCUUACGAUGAGAUGGUCGCCGCCCACCUCAGGUGUACCUACGCUGUGUCCAAUCACGACUUUGUUGAAGCCUACAAGUUCCAGACACUUGUCGUCCAAUCCUUCCUGAGGGCCUUUCAGUCCCAUAAAGAGGAGAACUGGGCUCUGCCAGUGAUGUUCGCUGUCACGCUGGAUCUCAGAAUUUUUGCCAACAACGCGGAGCAGCAGUUGCAGAAGAAGGGCAAAGGUCAGCCGGGUGAGAUGCUGGAGAAAGCAGCCGAGCAACUGAUGAGCUGCUUCAGAGUGUGUGCCAGCGACAAUCGAGCUGGUGUCGAGGACUCCAAGAAGUGGGGGAUGAUGUUUCUGAGCAACCAGCUGUUCAAGAUCUACUUCAAGAUCAAUAAGCUGCACCUAUGUAAGCCUCUGAUCAGAGCCAUCGACAGCUCCAACCUGAAGAACGACUACAGCCCCGCCCAGAAAGUCACAUACAAAUACUAUGUGGGCCGCAAGGCUAUGUUCGACAGCGACUUCAAGCCAGCGGAGGAGUUCCUGUCGUACGCUUUCCAUCACUGUCAUCGUUCCAGUCAGAAGAACAAGAGGAUGAUCCUCAUCUAUCUGCUGCCUGUCAAGAUGCUGCUGGGUCACAUGCCGACUCAUCAGCUGCUGAAGAAAUACGACCUCAUGCAGUUUGCCGACGUCACCAAAUCUGUGAGUGAGGGGAACCUGCUGCUGCUGAACGAAGCUUUGACCAAACACGAGACCUUCUUUAUCCGCUGUGGGAUCUUCCUCAUCCUGGAGAAGCUCAAGAUCAUCACCUACAGGAACCUCUUUAAGAAAGUGUACCUGCUGCUGAGGACUCACCAGCUGCCUCUGGACGCCUUCCUGGUGGCUCUGAAGAUGAUGCAGCUGGAGGAUGUGGACAUUGACGAGGUGCAGUGUAUCCUUGCCAACCUCAUCUAUAUGGGUCACAUCAAAGGUUACAUCUCCCAUCAGCACCAGAAGCUCGUGGUCAGUAAACAGAAUCCGUUCCCUCCUCUCUCCUCAGUCUCCUAGACUAUGUUACCCACAAUCCCCUCUGACCAUGACGCUCCUGGAAAGUAUUCAAUUUUUUUUAAUAUGUUUUAUUUUGUAAAAGAAAUGUUUGAAUUAAACAGAUGCUGGUUUGUAUAGCGUGUUGAAGCGUGUUCUCUUUUUAUUAACACAAACCUUGAACAUUCAUUCUAUCUGAAGGCUUCUGAUGGUGCAUUGUGGGUAUCUUUUGCAAUUCAUCACUUGAAUUUAAAACAGCACACUUCAAAUACAAAUAGCUGAUAGUAAAUAUGAUCUUCAUGUUUGAAAUAUUUCAUAUUUUCUGCAGCAUUUUGCAAAAAUGUUAAAUAAUAACAAGUUUUAAACUAUAAUUUAGUGGCAAAGCUUUUGUGAAAAGUUUAAACUUUCCAUCACAACAGUGCAGUGGAAUAUAGUUUUAAAAUAGGGGUUUCUUUAAUGCAGUUAAGAGCAAAAAUAACAACCUAGUUGUCUCCCGCUUUCACUCUAAAUAUCUCUACUGUCAAUAAAGCUACAAAAAGACCAAAAAAUAUGUUUAAAAAAAAAUAAUAAUAAUAACCUCCCCUGAGGUGCAUUCAAGAGCAACAUGAAAUUGCAGUUUUACUUCUAUAAUGUCACAAUUUUUCUCUCGUUGAAAAUUGUGUAUAACAUUUGAAUUAUUCAAUUUUUCCUCUUUUUGGGCCAAAACUAUUUCAAAUGUAAAUGAGGUUCUAAAGAAACUUGGAACUUGGUUUGGACUACAGCCUAGCUUUAAGACUUGAGACUUGACUCAGAUUCUCAAUCAUAGAAUUUAAACUUGACUUCUACUAUAGCAAAGAUUUGAGACUUGAAACUUGGCUUAGACUACAGCCUAGUUUACAGACUUGAGACUUGGCUUGGGUCAUAAUUCAACUGAAAGACUUGAGACUUGACUCAGACUGUUGACCAAAGACCUGAAACUUGUCUUGGACUAUAGCCGAGCUUCAAGACUCAAUUCAAGUCUCAAUCCUUUAAUCUAGGCUGUUAUCCAAGUUUCAAGUCUUAAAUUGAGGCUG
Messenger RNA from Centropristis striata (black sea bass), 2350 nucleotides. It is a transcript of the gene pcid2, whose product is annotated as PCI domain containing 2. Gene Ontology annotation, biological process: transcription elongation by RNA polymerase II; post-transcriptional tethering of RNA polymerase II gene DNA at nuclear periphery; poly(A)+ mRNA export from nucleus. The record is from RefSeq and is a predicted model, not a curated record. The coding region runs from base 123 to 1322 and encodes 399 amino acids. Gene Ontology annotation, cellular component: transcription export complex 2. NCBI's taxonomy places the organism in Eukaryota, Metazoa, Chordata, Actinopteri, Perciformes, Serranidae. Gene Ontology annotation, molecular function: double-stranded DNA binding; RNA binding. The transcript is spliced from 14 exons.